Rhipicephalus microplus (southern cattle tick) is the source of this 1503-nucleotide messenger RNA. RefSeq names its product putative ammonium transporter 2. The record is from RefSeq and is a predicted model, not a curated record. NCBI's taxonomy places the organism in Eukaryota, Metazoa, Arthropoda, Arachnida, Ixodida, Ixodidae. Gene Ontology annotation, molecular function: ammonium channel activity. Gene Ontology annotation, biological process: ammonium homeostasis; ammonium transmembrane transport. Gene Ontology annotation, cellular component: plasma membrane.
AUGGGUGUUAAGAGAAGGCAAGCAUUGGAAGGCUGCAGCGCAAAGUUCACGGCCGACGAUGCCACAUGGACGCUUACGUCGUCGAUAGUGGUUUUCACUAUGCAGACAGGCUUUGGCCUGCUCGAGUCAGGCUGCGUCUCCCGCAAGAACGAGGUCAACAUCCUCAUGAAGAACGUGGCCGACGUGGUCGUGGGCGGCCUGGGUUACUGGUGCUUCGGCUACGGGCUGCAGUUCAGCUCGGGCGGCGGCAGCGCGCUCUUCAAUGGCUUCGGCUUCUUCCUGGUGGACGCCGAGAUGCAGGACAUGGGCCGCACGUUCGCCUGCUUCCUGUUCCAGCUGUCGUUCGCCACCACGGCCACAACCAUCGUGUCCGGGGCGAUGGCCGAGAGGACGAACUUCACGGCCUACUGCAUCUUCUCGUUCUUCGACACGCUCGUCUUCUGCAUACCGGCCGGCUGGCUGUGGGCCAGCGGAGGGUUCCUGAGGCAGCUGGGAGCGCUAGACUUCGCGGGCGCCGGGUGCGUGCACCUGCUGGGCGGCACGUCCGCCCUGGUGGCCGCCGCCUACCUGGGACCCAGGGUGGGACGCUACGGAAGCGGUCCGCCACCCGAACUUGGAACCCAACCAGCGUGCUGCAGGGGUGAAUUCAUUCCAUGGUGGGGAUGGUUGGUUUUCAACGCUGGCAGCACAGUCGGCGUCACAAACAACAAGUGGAAGUACGCAUCAAGGGCGGCAGUGAGCACCAUCAAUGGUUCUAUAGGAGGAGCUCUUGUUGGACUACUGCUAUCGUACGCCAUACAUAGGAAGUUUCUCAUCAUGAACAUAGUCUCCGGUCUUCUGACUGGGCUCGUUUCAGUCACAGGUGGCUCGGCGUACCUGGGGGCACUAGACAGCCUUCUGGUGGGAUCGCUAGGUGCACUGCUGUCUAGCGGCGUUGCUCCACUUCUCAACAAGUUUCGCGUGGACGACCCCGUUGAUGCCGUAUCCGUACACGGUUGCGGCGGCGCCUGGGGCCUGCUGGCCAUCGGCCUGUUCGUGCACGACUUCUCCGACGAGGAUGAUCAGGACGACCAGGAUGAGCAGUGCAGCCGCUGCGGCCUGUUCAGGGGAGGCAGCGCGUACCUGCUUGCUAUACAAGCGCUCACAUGCGUCACCAUUGUGCUCUGGAGUGCCCGUAACACUUACAUUCUGCUCGUGGUCGUGAAUAGGCUGGUGCCCAUCCGCUUGAGCCUGGAGCAGGAGGUGCUCGGCGCCGAUCUGGUCGAGCACGGCAUCGUGCAUCCGGACAUUGACUACGCGCAGCUCCUGAGGCGCAACGGGCUAGAGCAGAGCAACCUACUGCCGCCUCCCACCGCAGAACGGCUUGACAGGGAGGCGUGGGACCUGCGCCUGUGCCGCAGCUACCUGGCCGAGCAUCUCGGGGGUCGUGGCGUUCAGCAGCAGGAACCGAAAUCCUUCUGGAGUUUCCUCAGGAGGCGCCAAGUCAAGCAGAUACAUCCAUGA